Molecule: messenger RNA, 2997 nt
Organism: Babesia bigemina
Lineage: Eukaryota; Apicomplexa; Aconoidasida; Piroplasmida; Babesiidae
Exons: 2
Coding region: 1-2997 (998 amino acids)
Biological process (GO): mRNA 3'-end processing by stem-loop binding and cleavage
Cellular component (GO): mRNA cleavage and polyadenylation specificity factor complex
Molecular function (GO): RNA binding
Source: RefSeq, a predicted model, not a curated record
AUGGCGUCGCUGUUGGCGGAGCCGCUAAUUUGCGGCUCGCUGUUGGCCACGAAGGUCACCUUGCGCUUUCCUUUGAGCAUCUUCGGAACGUCCGACGCGCAUUCUGCAAAUGGUAUUGUGAAGUUUGAGACGCCGGAUAGCGCGGUGGCUUCGUCUGCCAAAGGCCGACCUCAGCGGAGCUCGCGUUCCACUAGGAAGACGUUGACUUCAGCCGAUACCAACGCGAAUUUCAGUGGAGCUUCCACUGGGGAUAGCUCGUCGGAAGAGGCGCCCAAAGAGCAGUUCGCUGAGGUUCACGUACUAGUGAACUGCGGGUGGUCGCUUGACUUCGACCAGGAGAGCAUAGCGCUUUUGAAGCUUCACGCCAAAGACGUGGAUGUUAUCGCAAUAACGGACGGAGACUUUGAGCAUGUUGGCGCGCUUCCAGUCAUCUAUUCGUGGUUACACGGCAUACGCGGCGCCGCCGGCAUGCCGCCGGUGUUGUGCACGGAGGGUUCCUACAAGUUCGCCCGCGCGUGCCUCGUCGACGUGCUGGAGAACGCCACCUUUUCUUACAAGUUUGAUGAUUUUGGGAUGUCUGAUUUAGAUUUUUUGUACUCCGGUUGCUGCAAGUUGCGUUACCACGAGAGCUACCAUCUCACGAAGUCGACUUAUGACUGGACCGUACACGUCGCUUUUUUGCCGCUGAACAAUGGCGUGUCCAUCGGAGGCGCGGUUUGGAAAUUGUCGGUGGGGCCACGGAGCAUCGUAUGUUGUCCUACGUACCGAGUCCAGCCGUCGUGGUACCUGAACGGCUGCGAGAUCGGUUCGCUAGAUCGGGCUGACAUCUUUUUGACUCACGAGCAGCCGAAGUUGGUGGAAGGCCCCCAAUCGCCGCAGCCUUCGGAGUGCAAGAACAUGGAAGCCAUCUUAUCGGUUGUCGCGGGCACUCUGCGUUCCAACGGUUCGGUGCUGAUUCCCAUGGACGUCGGGCCGCACAUAAUUGACCUGCUGUUGCACCUGAACUCCGUGUGGGCGAACAGCGACCUGCAGCAGUUCCCCAUAGUCGUGGUCUCGCCGAUUGCGGUGAAGAUGGUUUUGCUGUUCGCAACGUGCUUGGAGUACAUGCAGUCUGACAUAUGCCACAACUUUUUGCGCACUAUGUGGAAUCCCAUCUUCAAUUUGAACUACAUACACCCAGUCUCAACCCUAGAGGAGCUGCGGAGGUUCUCGAGCAUGCCGUGCGUAUUCAUCUCCACGUGUAGUUCGCUAUCCUUCGGUGUCACCAGCUACCUCUUCGCCGCCUUGUGCUGUUACGAGCGCAACACCGUCAUCUUCACGCGCGACUCGCCGGAGGUGAGCGCUCUGAUGGGCCAGUAUCGCGCGACCGGAGCGAGGGAUGCUAUGGCGGGGCUGCAACACGAGUUCACCCUCCGCCUCAACCUUGAGCCGCCCGAUGAAACCGACGCUGUCGAUAUGGGUAGGUUUGAGUCCGGCUCGCGCGAGCACAAAAUGUGUAUAGAGCACGCCGACGAGGCAUACAACCCAGCUGGCGCCGCUGCUGUUGGAACUGGCGAUGUGGCGAUGGACGCUUUUGGCGACGAGUUGGCCACCGAGUUCCUGUUUAAGAAUAGCCGGAACUUCACCGUGCAUAACGGAUACGUGAGCUACAUGCCGCCUGCCAUACUGCGCGAUGACCUCGAGAGCAGCAACAAGCCCGGCGACAGGGAUCUCGACUACGGCAUCCCCUACACGUCCGUGGCCGCCGCCGAGCUGGACCAGAACAUUGCGCCGUCAGCUGCUGCCGCCGUGUAUGUGGAGGAGCCAGAGGAGCGCGCUCACAAGCCGGAUGCGUUUUCGGAGCUCGAGCAAAACCCGUUCAAUGCGUACUACAUGCAGCACGUUGAGAACUCCGCUGUUGGCGCGAUUAUGUUCGAGUGCAGCGGCGAUUACGGCUCGGGCUCCGAGGUGCAGUCCAGCGCUGCAGUGUCGAAGCUGGUGGUCAAGCGGCUUCCUCUGGUGAUAAAAAGCGGCUUGUACAUCACGCAUCACUUCCGCCACUUCCAUCCACGCUGCGAGUUAGUCUCGCUUUUGAGCAAGAUCUGCCCCCGCAACAUCGCGUUGCUCCCGCGCAAGAAUGACGUGGGUGCCGUGGCCUGUGCCGAGAUGACCAUCCGUGGCGCGAUACCAAGCUGCGGCGCGCUUCACAGUUUCGACAGCGCCGCGCCGUGCAAGCACGAAACAGGUUUGCUAUCGCAGGAAUCGUUGCACCGUCAGCUGUGCAUCCCGCUGGAUGUGCGGCAGGAAUACGUGAACCGUUCCGGCACGCUACUUGCAGCGGGCCACCUCAUAAAGGAGUUCCACGGCGUGCGUGUGACGCCGGCAAACAAGCGUGCUGAAGGCGGUUCGCGAAUGGAGCGGCUAAUGGCCGUGCUGUCGUCGAUCGACGCGUGGAAGCGCCACAACAACCCGCGCCAGGUAUAUCAGGCUAUAGUGCGUUUCGACUGUUUCGCUGGCGAAUCGAGCUCCGGCGCAGAAGGCGUGUUGCUUUGUUCGUCGUUCUGGUCGAAGCGGCCUCCUCAGCCCCCCAGGCUGGCCAUAUGCCUGCCAGGUGAUCCCACCUCAACGACAUCGGGGGGUGCCGAGGGUGGCAGUGCGGAAUACAGCGGCGCGGCCGAAGACCAGGAUUCCAUGGAUGACGGCUCGGCGCGGGCUGCGUCAAGCCCUCAACCACUGUCCGACGAGCCGUACGCGGCGAUAAGCCACUCGCUGCGCCACAGCGUCUACACAGGUAGUGUUGGCAUGCCCACGCUGGUGCGGUACUUCGAGGAGUGCUUGCCCGAGUGCUGCACCGUGGGCUCUGGCGCGCUGAACAUUAACGGCAACGUUCAAAUAAGCCGUUCGGACGUCGGUUACGGCGUCCAGCGGUGGGAAGUGCGGGGCACUCUGGACCCGGCCUUCUACUUCGCCCGCAAGAUGCUCAGAAAGUUGCACAAUCGCAUCGAACCCUUGUACUAG